This is a messenger RNA of Coregonus sp. 'balchen', 1174 nucleotides long. Lineage: Eukaryota; Metazoa; Chordata; Actinopteri; Salmoniformes; Salmonidae. The record is from the annotation of a GenBank genome assembly.
AUGGUAUCUACUUUAAGCUUCCAGUCUUUGACGGUAAGUGAUGAUUUUAGUUUCUUCAAGAUAUUACUGGAUUUUGCCACUGGUGUCUUUAUCAGUUGGGCAAUACGUUCAAAUGUGUGCUGUUUGAAAGGUAAGAGGCCCCAUGAAACCUGGGGUAAAGAUACCUUUCAGAGGUAAUACCAGGCUACUAACAGUCCCUUGGUUCCUCAGGUGCUGUGUAUGAUGGGGGUGUUGGUGAUGAUGAUGAUGAUGAUGAUGGGGGCAGAGGCGGCCCCCCGUGUCCAUCCAGAGAAGACAGAGAUCCACACACGGAACACCCUGCAGACACACAAGAAGCCUACAGAGUCAGAGUCUACAGGUCCCGACACAGUAAUUCUUCCCCUGCGCCUAGACCCAAGUGACUUGGUUCCUUCCCAUUCCAUCAGACCCAUUUGGAACCAUUCGAUCUCCCCAUGGACUUACAAGUAAGGACCAACAAGUAACUUACACAGACACAAUGCAAAUAUCACAAUACAAGGGGACAUGGAUACCAACACCAAGACACACACACAUUUUGUUAUUCUAUCCUUGUGGGGAUCUCAAAUGUAUUUGCAUUCAAAAUUCUAUUUUCCUUAACCCCUAACCUAACCUAACCCAAAUCCUAAACCUAACUCCUAACCCUAACCAUUAACACCUUACCCUAACCCUAAUUGUAACCCUAAUUGUAACCCUAACCCUAAACCUAACCCUUAAGCUUAAAAUAGCCUUUGUCCUCAUGGGGAGGUGGGCCAUUUUCCUUUUCCCGCCCCACACUCACACACACACACUUUGUUUUUAUACCUUCCAUACCUUUAAGAUGCUUGCCUUGAAAUAAGUAUGAGGAAAUAUCAACUCUGCUCUGUUGAAUACAUUGUGAUCUCUAAUAUCGUCCGCUCCCCCUCUCUCUCUCUCCAGCACUACCUAUGACAAUAGACGCUUUCCCCCCAUCAUCUCGGAGGUCAGGUGCUCUCUGGAGGGAUGUCUGAACGUUGCGGGUAAGGAGGACAGGAACCUGGAGUCCAAACCCAUCUUCUACCAGAUCCUGGUCCUGUGGAAGGUGAUGGGAAGUGGGAAGAAAUGCCACUACCGGCUAGAGUCAAAGGUUAUCUCAGUGGGCUGCACCUGUGUCAGGCCUACCAUCGAACACCAACAGUAA